Molecule: messenger RNA, 798 nt
Organism: Emiliania huxleyi CCMP1516
Lineage: Eukaryota; Haptophyta; Isochrysidales; Noelaerhabdaceae
Exons: 1
Coding region: 1-798 (265 amino acids)
Biological process (GO): nucleobase-containing compound metabolic process
Cellular component (GO): cytoplasm; nucleus
Molecular function (GO): nucleic acid binding; 3'-5' exonuclease activity
Source: RefSeq, a predicted model, not a curated record
AUGUCGAAGAUCGCCUGGACUGCUCUGGUCGCCUCCGCUGCCUGCGUGGCGCUCGUGCUUCUGAGGCGGCGCCGUCGUGCAAACGGACGCCACUCAGUCACCGUGAUCGACUCGGCUAGCGUCCUGGACGCCGCGUUGACUCGCUGGUCAUGCACCCACCGCGUGCUGGGGCUCGAUGUGGAGUGGGUGGCCGGAUCUCGACCGGCGGCGCUGCUGCAGCUCAGCUGUGGCGACGAGACAGUCGUGGUGCAGCUCUCCAAGCUUGCCCCGCCCGAGGCCCUGCUGCGGCUCCUCGCCGACCCGCGGACGAGCAAGGUCGGAGUGGGUGUUGCGCAGGACCUGCGCCGCCUCGAGACAUGGGCCAACACCGGGGUGGACGCGUGCUCCUCUCGCCGCCUCAGCUGCGGCGGCGGCGUCGACCUGAUACCGAUCGCCGUGCGGUGCGGCUGCGCGGGCCGGAGCCUCGCCUCGCUCUCGGAGGAGCUGCUGGGCGAGAGGAUGCACAAGGGAGCGGUGCGGAGGAGCAACUGGGAGGCGGACACGCUCAGCGUCGAGCAAGUCGCGUACGCCGCGAACGACGCGCGCGCCUCGCUGCGUGUCUACCUGGCGCUGCUGGCACGGCUGGACUGGCGGUCACGGGCGCCCCUUCCCACAGUGGCCGCCCCUUCUCUGCCGCCGCCGCGCAGCGGCGAUGCGGCGGCGGCCCGUGGCCGCUGCGUCCGGAUCCCGACUCGCUCUCAGCCCGUCUACGACGGCGAGCCCUCACCUCUCUCCUGCGCCCGCGAUGCAGUCGCUUGA